UCAUCAUACACUUCAGUUGCAUGACUUGCAUUCUGCCUCGUUUUGCUGGUCUGGUUUCUGUCUUAAACUAAGCACUUGCUCAGAUGCUUUGCCGCGGAUUGCUGAGAUUUGGCAUGCACUUAGUGAUUCUUGUCUCCUUAACAAGAUUGUAAUGGAUCGAGAGGGUUAUGCUGCUCCAAAAAAAAAUUGAUCCAUUAUUGGCAACAAAUGGAGCAGGGUGCACAAUAUUCUUGCUGCCUAAUGGGCUUUGCCAGCAGACUGUUUUUGUUUCUUGAUGACUAUAAAUAGAGUGUGCUGCAAAGGUCUGAGCACCAACAUAUUGCAUCUGCUCUUCACUUUCUCUUCUGUUGCAAACAGAAACACGUCAUCACUUCAUCCAUUAGAAAAAUGGCUUGCCAUCAAAGAUCUGCAAGUUUGCCUUCUAUCUCUCACUCCAGUGGAGUAGAGGUUGAGCUGCAGAGCCUGAAAUCAUGCAUCUCUUCACCCUCUGCAACCAUUGGCACAAUGUGUAGUGGUUACGCAAGGCUUGGAGACAUCUACAAGUGCAUAGAGGAGAUCAUGGGCUUUCCCAGCAACCAAGUUGGUCUCUCCUCCCCACAAAACAAGAAAAUGGUGGAAGAGGAACUGGAAAGGUCCCUCAUGCUGAUCGAUCUCUGCAAUUCCAUGCAAGAGAAUAUAGCAGGGCUGAAAAUGAGUACCCAGGAGCUGCAACUGGUUCUCAAAAGAGGAGAUGAUGCGGCUGUUCAGCUCAAGGCCGAGUCUUUCAUUCGCCUCGCGAAGCAGGCACAGAAGCCUUUCAAGAAGAUCGCAAGCAGCAAAGCUAUUGCUGAGGAUUGCAGGCUGGUCAGGCUACUGGCGGAAGCCAGAGAGAUAUCUGUCUCUCUACUGGAGUCCACGUCGCAGCUGUUGCCGAAGCAGUUCGCCACCACCAAAGGAAGCAAAUGGUCUCUUGUCCAGAAAAGAAAGGUCAUUUGCGAGGAGGAACAGUUGCAGGUGCUAGAGCGAAGCGUGGGAGAUCUUGAGAACGGUUCAGAGCUUCUGUUCAGGAGAUUGAUCCAAAGCAGGGUUUCUCUCCUGAACAUUCUCAGCUCGUAGACACUCUCAGGCCUUGUUUCUCUAGCAUAUUGCGAUUGGCAUCCGCCUUUUAAAGGAUUCACCAGUCAUACAGAACCUUUGUAGCUUGCGUACAAUACCAAUGUACAUACAAAUGAUCAAUUGAUGAAAACAGUUUUAACCAUGUUCAGACCAUGACUUUACUAGGC
Molecule: messenger RNA, 1262 nt
Organism: Hordeum vulgare subsp. vulgare (domesticated barley)
Lineage: Eukaryota; Viridiplantae; Streptophyta; Magnoliopsida; Poales; Poaceae
Exons: 1
Coding region: 388-1095 (235 amino acids)
Biological process (GO): root development; shoot system development
Source: RefSeq, a predicted model, not a curated record